ACUGUCUUAUUAGUCAUUUUAUAUAGAACAUGCCACUCAUUAUACUUACAGGAUACCCAUCGAGUGGAAAAACUAAAAGGGUCAAUGAGAUUAAAGAAUAUUUCGUAAAACGAAUUGAAGAAGAAAAGAAAUCGCUUCGUAUUCAUGUUAUAAAUGAUGAAAGUCUUCAUGUCACCAAAGAUGCGUAUAAAGAUGUUAGAGAAGAGAAGAAAGCUAGAUCUGCCUUAUUAUCAGCAGUGGAAAGAUUAUUGUCAAAAGAUGACAUUGUUAUUGCAGAUGGAUUAAAUUAUAUUAAAGGCUUUCGAUACCAAUUAUAUUGUAUAGCAAGAGCUAUUGGUACACCACACUGUGUUGUGUAUACAGGUACACCUAUAGAUAUUGCUAAAGAAUGGAACAAGAAUAGAGGAUCAGAAGGAUAUGAUGAGAUAUUGUUGGAUGAGCUUGUUUCAAGAUAUGAAGAACCCGAUGAACGUAAUAGAUGGGAUUCACCUUUAUUUACAAUAAUUUAUGACGAUACUGAGAUCCCAUUGGAUAAAAUGUGGGAUUCAGUGAUAUUAAGAAAAGCGUUACCUCCUAAUAAAUCCACUGUAUCAAAACCAGUAUCGUCCACAAAUUAUGUAUAUGAACUAGAUAAGGCAACAUUAGAGAUUAUCAACGCCUUUGUUGAAAGACAAAAGGAAUUUGGUCCUGGUGGUAUGCCUAUGACAGUGCCUCGCUCAGAGACAAAAGUCAUAAACCCAUCCCGUACAGUGACUCUGUCAGAACUUCGAAGAUUGCGAAAACAAUUUGUUACAUACAAUAAGAUGAAUACCACACUAGAUAUUGAUCGUUUAGGUGAUGUCUUUGUAAAUUAUCUUAAUUCUAAUUUAGAAUAAUAAAUCUCUUUUUCUAUUUGCUUAUAUCAACAGAAACAAUGCUUAAUAAUAACAAAUGAUAAUAAAUAACGUCACUGUUUUUUUUUUUUCUUUCUUUCUCGGGAAUAAAAUUGCACAUAUCUAUAUCCUUUUUGCUACUAUUUUGUUUUGCUCUUUUACAUUA
Cokeromyces recurvatus is the source of this 1038-nucleotide messenger RNA. RefSeq names its product chromatin associated protein KTI12. The transcript is spliced from 2 exons. Bases 30 to 875 code for a protein of 281 amino acids. The record is from RefSeq and is a predicted model, not a curated record. NCBI's taxonomy places the organism in Eukaryota, Fungi, Mucoromycota, Mucoromycetes, Mucorales, Mucoraceae.